AUGUCAUCCCUUCAUAAUUACUAUAGAACGUUGAACGUGGCCAAGGAUGCGAGCAAGCCGGCAAUACGGAAGGCUUACCUGACCCUAGCUAAGAAAUACCAUCCCGAUGUGAACAAGGCACCGAAUGCUGACAAGCUCUUCCAGGAGAUUCAGGAGGCAUACAGCGUGCUGUCUGACGAUGGCCAACGGCAUAAGUAA
Molecule: messenger RNA, 198 nt
Organism: Perkinsus marinus ATCC 50983
Lineage: Eukaryota; Perkinsozoa; Perkinsida; Perkinsidae
Product: heat shock protein DnaJ, putative
Exons: 2
Coding region: 1-198 (65 amino acids)
Biological process (GO): mitochondrion organization; negative regulation of apoptotic process
Cellular component (GO): mitochondrion
Source: RefSeq, a predicted model, not a curated record